UAAUUAUUUGAUGCAAUUAGUUUUAAAAAAUGUAUGAUUCUAUGAUUGCAAAAAGCUUUAGUAAGCAUGAGCAAAAGAAAAUAGGAUAUGGAGGAUUUGUCUGCAGCUUUUUCAUAGUUUUCUGCUUUUUCACUUUGCUUGUACCAUAUUUGGGUCCUGUACCAUCUAUGAAUUUGCAGGUUCCAGUGGGUGUUGAUCACAAAAUGCUGUCACUCAAGGAAACAAACACUUCUCAGCCAAUUGUUGAAGAAAAACAUAAUGUGGGAAUGACCUCAAAAGGGUCUAGAAAUGUGAGUCUUCAAAUGGGAAACUCUAGUUAUGUGCAUAGUGAUUCAGAAAUUACCAUAAAAGGAAUCGGAAAUGUGAGUUUCCAAACUGGAAAUUCUACUUCACCGCAAAAAUAUUUGGCAUUGAACAAAAAAGGGUCAGAAAAGGUGACUCUUGAAGUAGAAAAUUCUACUUCUCUGCAUCACACCGACACUACCUCCGGUCCGGUAGCAAGUAGCAGUCAGCAUACAGAAACACCAAAGAUUGUGACAAAGAAAAUGCAGCCACUGUGCAAUACAGGGGAACCAAGAACAGAUUUCUGUGAGAUCAAAAUGGAUGUUUGGAUUGAUGGAAAGUCAGGCUCAGUUUUCACUGUUUCAUCUCAAGCAGAUAACAACUCCUGGAUUAUCAAACCGUAUGCUCGAAAAGAAGACUCGAACGCUAUGAGAUUUAUUAGAAAAUGGACAGUAAAAUCAGAAAACCAAGAAAUCACCAAGUGCUCCAAAACUCAUAAUGUUCCAGCCGUGUUGUUUUCGCUCGGAGGCUAUGUGGGAAACCAUUUCCAUGACAUCACCGAAGUUCUUAUCCCGCUGUUCAUAACUUCUCGACAGUAUAAUGGAGAAGUUCAACUCCUCGUGUCAAAUAAACGAGCGUGGUGGAUUGAAAAGUUCCAACAUGUACUAAAAGGGUUGUCAAAGUAUAAGAUUAUUGACAUUGACAAAGAAAAAGAAGUCCACUGCUUCCCAACUGCAACUAUUGGUCUAAAACGACAUCCGAAAGAACUAAGCAUUGACCCUUUGAAGCAUUACUACUCAAUGACAGAUUUCAAAAAGUUUUUGAGGAAUUCUUAUUCCUUAAACAGAUCCAAAGCAAUCAGAAUUGUCAAACAUGGUCAUGAACAGAAAAAGCCAAGGCUUCUCAUCAUAUCAAGAAGGAGAACAAGGACUUUCACGAAUACAGAAGAGAUUAGCAAGAUGGCUAGAAGCUUGGGAUUCGAAGUGAUUGUCGCUGAAGCAGGGGACAUGAGUCUUUCGAAAUUCGCAGAAAUUGUGAAUUCUUGUGAUGUUUUAAUGGGAGUUCAUGGAGCUGGGCUCACUAACAUGGUGUUCCUUCCUGACAAUGCAGUUUUUGUACAGAUUCUUUCACUUGGAAAGCUCCAAGGGAUUGCGAGGACUGCGUUCCAAGUGCCUGCGACGGAUAUGAAGCUUAAGUACUUGGAAUAUGAGAUAGCCAAAGAGGAAAGCACACUGAUAAAUCAAUACCCAAUUGAUCAUGCAGUUUUUACCAAUCCAUCUUCAAUUAAGAAGCAAGGUUGGGUGGCUUUUGGAUCUAUAUAUUUGGACAAACAAAAUGUAAAUCUUAAUGUUAAUAGGUUUAGACCAACUUUGUUAAAAGCUCUUAAGCUUCUGCAUCACUAGGGAUUUGUUUUAGAGAUCACAAAUAAUGGUCCUUGAGCUUUAUUGAUUAUUUUUCCAUUUCAUUUUUUUUUUUAAUAGUUUUGUUAAUAAAUAUGUCAACAUGUCAUCAAUAACAGAGUUCUCUUUUGUAUAGAGGCCGCUGAUGAAGAUCAUAUGUAUGUUAAAGUGAAAUUCAUAGAGCUAUAGCCCAUGAGAUUCUGAGAACACAAUCAUGU
Messenger RNA from Ziziphus jujuba (common jujube), 1900 nucleotides. Its product is annotated as beta-1,2-xylosyltransferase XYXT1. Gene Ontology annotation, molecular function: glycosyltransferase activity. Bases 30 to 1685 code for a protein of 551 amino acids. The record is from RefSeq and is a predicted model, not a curated record. NCBI's taxonomy places the organism in Eukaryota, Viridiplantae, Streptophyta, Magnoliopsida, Rosales, Rhamnaceae. The transcript is spliced from 3 exons.